Molecule: messenger RNA, 1188 nt
Organism: Lindgomyces ingoldianus
Lineage: Eukaryota; Fungi; Ascomycota; Dothideomycetes; Pleosporales; Lindgomycetaceae
Exons: 2
Coding region: 146-1153 (335 amino acids)
Source: RefSeq, a predicted model, not a curated record
CCGAACACUGCCUUUCUCCUUCCAAUGCCCUCUUUUCCCCUCAAUCCCUCUUUUCUAUUUCUUUCGCGCCCGAUAGAUCCAGAUUCUCGUUGAAACGGACCCAUCGCAGCCAAAUUGGAAAAAGAGUGCAAGGGCUAGAUACACUAUGUCUAAAACGAGUGUCUUUACAACAAUAACACCCUUGCCGGCAGGCAUUACGAGGCAGAGUGUGCUCGAUACAUACCACGAUCAUGUUGAGAUGAUCAAUCUGAACCCGCUGGUCGUGGAACGUUUUAAAUGCAAGCCGCCGAGCUAUGCGACGGCCGAAGAGUUCCAUGCCACAUGGUACACCAUCAAAGACAAGGUAUCCUACCUUCCAGGCGGUCUCGCAACCGGCUCUAUUUCAUACCACGCCUGCUUCCACGAUCUCCCUGAGGGCCUUCAGACGCACGUCUAUGCUCCCUUGGGUCUCGAUAUUCGCGCCAAAUGGACAGUUGGAGGGAAUCUUCCCGGGGAGCCAAAGCAAGCUGCUGAGCUUGGAUUAGGCAUUCCUCGGGAAGGAUUAUACAUUCGAGAAGAUGUCAAGAUGAAAUGCAAUAUAAUGAUGAUAUCCUUUGUCAAGAAAACCUUCAAGGAAUCGCAUUCGAAACUGUCAGAUAGGCUAGUAGAGAAGGCGCAUAUUAUCGAGGCGAAGUUGGCGAAUGAGAGACUGAAUGGUCUAAAGGAGCUUGCGCCGGGCGAGCGCAUGGGUCAUGGCCAGAUUCCGAUUGCUCCGCCACCUGGCUACGCUUCGGGUCAUUUGAGCAUGUACUCGAACGGUAGUGGACAUAGUCCGCUCAACAGCCCUGGCCUAUCGCAUGUGUCGACAGUUGGAAGCCAAAGUCCGUAUUUGGGAAGCCCACCAUAUCAAGCAGCAGACCCACGCUUGUCAUGUAUUCAAGAUCAGAAGGUUGACCCGCAAGCCUCGUGGCAGCCUAGCCCAGGUUAUCAGACAUUGGAUCCAAGGUAUCAACAGCAGCAUGAAGCCGAUCACCGACAGAGUGCGUAUGCAUACCAGUACCCACAGCAACAACAAAACCAGCAUCCAUCCCAGCAUCCAGCUGAGCUACCCAGUGAAGCCCCAGCUCCACCGCCGAAAGAUGACAAGAAAUUCACUGCUGAGCUUCCUGCAUGAGUACUCGCCCUAUUCCCACUACGGUUCUGCUCUUC